GUGGAUGUCAUAUCACACACAGGAGUUUAAAAUGAAACAUGUCUGCAGGCUCUAGCUGAAAAUACCUCUCGGUUAGGUGGUGGUGGUGUCCAGUGGUUGUUCCCCUAGUUGAGUGGUCGUUGUUUUAGAAUGAGGAAUCACCCUGAAUACUGUAGUUUGCUACACCAGCUGAUGUGUACCAACGAUAAGGAAUAAGAAGCUAGUAUGCGGAAGCUCUUUACAGGAAGCACAGCUAGGAAGUUGAUCAAGCUAGCUAGCUCGUAACGUUCUCCUCCAGAGUGAAGGAACAACAUUAAACUUGGUGACAGCAGAGUUAAGAGAGGUCGUCAUCGUCGCCUGGUGAGUUAAACACUCAGAAUGGAGGACUCCAGCAGCAGCAAGCCUUUCAUGGUGACGUCCUCUCUGAACUUCAAAGUCACCACCCCGUCCUUCUACAACCAGCCAAAGAAGUUCGCCUCUGUGGCACCACCACGGUCCAAAAGUGUGACUCCUCCUUCAGCUCCAUCGCCAACACCAAUAGGCACAGGUGUGAUCGGUCGAGUGGGAGACAUGCCGCCGCCGCCUUCUGCACUCUGUGAUGACUUCCCGCCCCCUCCUCCUCCGCCGCUGGAUGAUGAUUUGCCAGCCCCUCCCCCUGAAUGCCAAACCACACCCCCUUCCUCUGAUGCCCCCCCUCCCGCAUUUCCCGCUCCACCUCCCGUUGCUGAUGACUUGCCCCUUCCAGCCCCCCCUGAAGAGAGUGCCUGUCUGCCCACUUCCCCCUCUCCCCCUCCGCCCCCACCCCCUCCACCUCUUCCCACCUCAAGCACCAGUAUUCCCAGUGCUGCUGCAAUCCCACAGAGGCUGUAUGAGAAACAGACGAGCUUCGAUAGACAGCUCGACUCUCUAACUGAUUUGCUGUCUGAGAUGGAGACCAGGGGACCUUUCAACCCCAAGAUGCCCAACCAGUAUUCUUCAGCACCAGCACCCAAGCCUUCAGCUCCUCCUCCAACUGCUCCUAAACCAACUCUCUCUUUCCUCCCGCCCCCUGAGAUGGGCGACCGCCCGCCUCCAGCACCCUGGGCAGAAGAACUCAAAGCCAGAACAAACCGACAAGCCAAUCACAACACUGCGCCAAACUCUACAGCUCAGCCUUUCGCCAAGGCUCCCGCCGUGGCUCCCAAGUCUGGUUUCAAUGGUAGAACGACAACAUCAUCAGCUUCCCUGGCACAAAAACUGAACCAGAACCUAAACCAGACUUCCACCCCAAUCGGUGGUGCACCCAAACCCUCCCCUGCCUCUGCCACCAGUUCUUUCCCUCCAGUUCCCAUGGCUCCACCCGCUGCACCUCCUGCUCAGCCAAACAAUAUGGCGCCUGCACCCGCAUUUAAUCACAUAAAGAGCUCUCCCUUUGCUGGUCAGGUGAAUGCAAACCUAAACCCUCCUUCUUCGGUGCCUCCUCCCCAGCCCAAGCCGAUGGCAUCUGCCCCCUCCUCUUUUAACCAACCAAUGAAAACUCUCCCUUCAUCAAUGCCCUCACCACCCGGGCCUGUUCCAAUACCCGGUGGAGGUGUUCCACUGAAUAUGAAGGAAGUGGAGGAGCUGGAGAGAAUGACCCAGGAUUUCAUAAAAGACAUGGACACGCAUGCACCUGUCAUCAGUUCCGCUCCCACAGAGGUCUGUGGAAAGUGUGGCGAGGCUCUAUCUCGCACUCAGCCAGCAGUGAGGGCCAUGGACAAACUCUUCCACUCCAACUGCUUCUGCUGCAUGAGCUGUCAUCGCCCCCUGCAGGGCAUGCAGUUCUAUGACAGGGAUGGAUCCCCUCAGUGUGAGGACUGCUAUGUGAGUUCCCUGGCUGUGUGUUCCCGAUGUGGGGAGAAGAUAACAGAUCGAGUGCUGAAGGCAGUGGGCCAGUGUUUCCACGCCCAAUGUUUCCGAUGCAGCACCUGCUCCUGUGUACUUGAGGGGGCGCCCUUCAUAACUGAUGACAACAACAACCCUUACUGUGUCCAGGAUUACCACAGGCGGUUCUCCCCUCUGUGUGUGAGCUGCAAUGAACCUAUUAUUCCAGCUGCAGGCAGUGAGGAGACAGUCAGAGUGGUGGCUCUUGACAAGAAUUUCCACCUAAAGUGUUACCGCUGUGAGGAUUGUGCUCGUCCUCUCUCCAUAGAAGCCGAUGAAAAUGGCUGCUAUCCACUGGAUGGUAAGAUCCUGUGUAUGAAGUGCCACACCCAGCGAGCCAAGCAAGCAGCGCAAUGAUUGGCUGAUGCAUGUCCCAGAUUAACUAUGAACCAAAUCUAAAAGCACAGGAUUCAUUUAGCUGCCGUUUUGCCUUUGCAACAGGGCUUUAUUCAGUAUAUGUGUGCAGAGAUGUGAGCGUGAAUGUGCUGUGUGAAAAGGUAUGUUUGCAUGCAGAUACGGUGUAGUAUUCCCCCGUCUGUUCACUUCAGUGCAGAGGUAAUGUACUGCAUUGAAAUAAACUCCACUCAUCUUGUAUUCCGGGUUUCUCCCUCUGUAAUCCCUCAUCGAGCCCUCUUUGUGUAAUGGAGUGUAUUUUUGUGCCAAUUUUAUGUUUACGCUUAAAUUUCGAGCAAAACUUGCACACUUAAACAGUUUGUUCAGAAGAGCAGUCUGAUGAAUAUAAAGUUGCCUUUCUUUUUUUCUCCUCAAUAUUGUAGCAUCAUAAACUGAAAUAUUUCCAUGUUAAAAAAAAAAAAAACAUUCACUAGCUGGUCUCUUUCCCUGUGAGCAUUGAAGCUACAUUGGGACAGAUAGUUGACCCUAGGGUGACAAGUAGCAAGGCCCUCCUAUUUGAGCACUCUGCAGCUCUAACUACUCUGGUUGGCUGUUGGUAGAACAUAUCUUUCAAACUGUGGCAGUUGUUGUGCCUGCAAGCAUGGCUUAUGUUGAUUCCCUGCCAAAAAAAAGUGCUUCUUAUCAGCCAAUCAACUCUGAAAGCUUUUUUAAAGCCAUACAUGGCUAAAUGAUGACUACAAAAUGGUGAAUGUUGCUCUUCUUUUGUGUGUGAUGUGAAUUUGUAGUUUUACAGGCAUGCCUUGAAUUAUGUCUUGUUUCUCCUUUAUUUGAUCAAACAUGCUGUAUAAGGCUGCAAUUAGAACAAAAAUCAGCAACUUUCUUCUUAAAAAAGUUCAGAACGUAUUAAAUAUUGUAUUUUUAGAUGCAUGCUUUUUGGAUGCACAAAUUGUGAACAAAUUUUGAGCACAGAUACGCCAAGCACAGAGUCUCUUCCAGGGGUCUCAUCAGUAAAAAAAAAAUGUGUCGUUAUGUCAGCUGCAUGGCUGAAAACAGGACCUAUUAUGUGAUCGUUGCACACUUCCAUUGUGAAAUAAAACUAUCCUUUUAGUGCCACUUUGACUCUAAAGCCCCUUCUGCACAUCAUCAGUUUAGUUUCAGUAGACGCCUUUAAAAACACAAGAGUAGCUUUUGAUAUGCAUUCCCUUAGAAUCCUACUUCACAUACAUCAUGAACCUGUUUGUCAGUAAUUUUAAGGUUAUAUGAGUACCAGUAAUAAAAUAUCGUAGGAUCAUUAGAGGCAGUAGUUGAGCUUUAGGUAACUGAUGUUAAAACAUAGUGACCAACAUUAGACAGCUUUAGUUCAGAUCGAGGAUAAUGACAGUCAAAUGGGAUUCAGUGUUUAAAUGUCAUGUAUGUUUUAAUCACCUUAUAUGUGUUUGAGCCUGGUUACUUUUGGUCCUCAUCUAGUAUUUUACAGAUAAUACCACUAUUCUUUCCAUUACUCCUAUUUUGUACUGUAGCCUGUUCAUAUCUGUUUUAUAAUGUUAUAUUCAUAUCUUACUGUAAUGUAUUUCGUGAUGAUGCUUAAAAUUAUUUGGUUUCAUGUUUAACCUGGAGAUGUGUCCUCUCCACUGUUGUAUUCCAUUGUUCCUUUCUAAUUGAGCCUGGUGUGAAGCCACAGAAAUUCAUUCCACAUUAAGAAAACACUUGUAACUUGUGCUUAAAUUGAGCCUGGUGCAGUAUAUCACCAGAAAGACUAAAAUGGCAAUAGUUCCGCAGCAUUGCAUGCUAGCUGUGUGGGUGGUGGCGACAUUUCUUCAAGUAUUAUGUCCUUUUGUUUGCACCGACUUCUCCACCUUUAUGACCCUGCCUUUGUCAUCAUGAUGUGAUCUAACGAUGAUGCCUUCACAGUUAUGUCUAUGUGGCGUUUUGUUGUUGUGCUAUGUCCCAUUGUAUAACAUGCAGAUGCCUUGUCUUUUCAUAUAACUUUUUUUUAUUGACUCUUGUUUGAUAUGUGUGAAUGUGUAUAUGUUCAAAGACAUUAUUUAGCCCCAGCCCUUCCCCUUUGGCUGUAUCAAAAGAUAAACAAAUAAAUAAAAUGCCAAAUACCAAUUAA
Molecule: messenger RNA, 4351 nt
Organism: Notolabrus celidotus (New Zealand spotty)
Lineage: Eukaryota; Metazoa; Chordata; Actinopteri; Labriformes; Labridae
Gene: zyx
Product: zyxin
Exons: 10
Coding region: 358-2238 (626 amino acids)
Biological process (GO): transforming growth factor beta receptor signaling pathway; integrin-mediated signaling pathway
Source: RefSeq, a predicted model, not a curated record